Molecule: messenger RNA, 1530 nt
Organism: Balearica regulorum gibbericeps (East African grey crowned-crane)
Lineage: Eukaryota; Metazoa; Chordata; Aves; Gruiformes; Gruidae
Source: RefSeq, a predicted model, not a curated record
AUGGCUACUAAUCAAAGUGAUCUCAGUAGCCUAAUUCUGUAUCUGAUCUCUCUCUGUUUGUGCUUCAAGGUCUUUGACAGGGUCCGAGAAGAUUGCCCUAAUUUCCACGAGAAGAUUAAGCCUAUUAACGCUGAACUCACUCAGCCCAAGCUGGCCAUCAGUGCUGAAGAUGAGGAGGAGCUACUGACCCAGGUCAAUGUUGUCUUCCACGGUGCAGCAACAGUUCGCUUUGAUGAACCCCUGAAACAUGCCCUGCAACUGAAUGCAAUGGGCACACAGCGGCUCCUAGAGCUGGCCCGGCAGAUGCAGAACCUCGAGGCCUUCAUCCACAUCUCCACCGCCUAUGCAAACUGUAUCCGGAAAUGCAUAGACGAAAUCAUCUACCCACCCCCAGCCGAACCCAAGAAGCUCUUCGAUUUAGUAGAGUGGUUGGAUGAAUCUAUCAUUGAAGACAUCACACCCAAGCUGCUCGGGGACUGGCCCAACACUUACACCUACACCAAAGCCUUGUCAGAAUACCUGAUUCAGCAAGAGAAAGGCAACUUGAACAUUGCUAUCAUCAGGCCAUCCAUCGUGGGAGCUAGCUGGCAUGAGCCUUUCCCAGGUUGGAUUGACAACUUCAACGGGACGAGUGGAAUAUUUAUUGCGGCAGGCAAAGGGAUUCUGCGGACCGUCAUCGCCAACAAUGAAGCGGUGGCAGAUAUAAUUCCAGUAGACGUCGCCAUCAACUUCACCCUUGCAGCUGGGUGGUACACAGCUGUGCACAGACCAAAAAACCUGUUGGUGUACAACUGCACAACAGGUGGAAUCAACCCUUUCUUCUGGGGAGAAAUGGGGCAGUAUGUCAUGUCCACGUUCAAAAGGAAUCCGCUGGAGCAGGCCUUCCGAAUACCCAAUGCCCAUAUGACAUCCAGCUACUUGAUAAACCAGUACUGGGUAACUGUCAGUCACAAGGCACCAGCCAUACUCUACGACCUGUACAUGAGGCUUACGGGGAGAAAGCCCAGAAUGAUGAAGAUUGUCAAUCGACUGCACAAGUCUAUGAUGCUCUUACAGUAUUUCUCCACCCAGUCCUGGGAUUGGUCUUCAGAUAAUAUGAAUAUGUUAAUGAGUCACCUUAACACAGAGGACAAAAAGUUAUACAACUUUGACGUUCGUCAGCUGCACUGGUCAGAAUACAUUGAAAGCUACUGCCUAGGUGCUAAGAAGUACUUGUUAAAUGAGGACAUGGCUGGCAUUCCGGCAGCAAAGCAGCACUUACGAAAGCUGAGGAACAUCCGAUAUGCAUUCAACACCACCCUCCUUGUGAUCAUCUGGCGCAUUUUCAUUGCAAGGUCACAGAUGGCUCGAAACAUCUGGUACUUUGUAGUGAGCCUCUGCUACAAGUUCCUUUCCUACUUCAGGGCAUCCAGCACCCUCAGGCACUGAAGCCGUCCAUUAGCAACCAGCCUCUUCCAGAAGGACCUCCAUCUCCUCUAAUCAGCAACUAUGGGCAUCGGGGUCUGAAAGUAGCAGAAAAAUCCACUCCCU